CGCACACGUGGUUAGCCGAGCUCCUUCUCCUUGUUAUCCUUUUGCUUUUUAUCUUUGUGCAGCUUCAGAAUGCGAUUCCUAUUAAGAAUCUUUACAGUGUUUCUCGGGGUUGGAUUCCUUUGCUUGUGGACAUGGAUGCUUCAUGUGACUUCCACUCAGCCAACAGAUCACCAAGAAGCAAAAGAUUUUUCCACUCUUACUCCCGACACGUUCCUUCAUGUCCAACAGCUUCGGAAAAAGAAGCUGAGAAGUUUUUGUCUCGAGAACCCGAAGCUCAGCGGCUUACAGUCGGUUGAAAGCGCCGAGCAUCUUCUCAGCAGGAUGACAGCAAAUGAAAAACUCCAGAUGGUUUACUGUAAAGCCGGAGCCACGGGGAUCGAUGCCUGGGAAGAGCUCCUAGAGGUCCUUACCGAAAAGGAUGACGUAACGAUCGAGACUCCGGUUGUUGACCUCCACAACCUGAACUCAUCACUGACUGAAAACCAAGAAAAUCGAUACAAUUUAGCAAUGGUGGAAAAGGUCUUCCGCUCAUACACCAAAAUCAUUUUCGUCCGAGAUCCCUUUGAAAGGCUGGUCUCGGCUUAUACGCAGGGGUUUGCUGGAGAAAUCACGUUCAGUGAGUUUUUAGAAGAUGUUCUUAGUUUGGAACGCGGAACACGGGACGACUCGGGGACAACUAUGGUCAGUUUGUGCCAACCUUGCUUCGUUCAAUACGACUACAUAAUAAUGCUUGACUUCUUAAGAGCCGAGGUUUUUCACCUCAUGAAACGAAUGGGAAUACCGGAGGCCGUACUGAGGCCCAAAUUUUCAAAUAUCCAGUCCCAGCUGACCCAUAAAUGGUUAACUCAAAAUCUUUUCAGGGGCCUGACAUCUGAACAAAUAACCCAGCUUUCGGAAGUCUACCAACCCGACCUCGAGGCCUUCCCGUUUUAUAAUAGUUUACUUUUGAAUAAUUCCAAUGGAAAGAUUAGAUAAAUAAAAAUGGUUGGAUUUCACCAAA
Messenger RNA from Spea bombifrons (plains spadefoot toad), 1000 nucleotides. Its product is annotated as carbohydrate sulfotransferase 11-like. Gene Ontology annotation, cellular component: membrane. Bases 70 to 975 code for a protein of 301 amino acids. The record is from RefSeq and is a predicted model, not a curated record. Gene Ontology annotation, molecular function: sulfotransferase activity. The transcript is spliced from 2 exons. Lineage: Eukaryota; Metazoa; Chordata; Amphibia; Anura; Pelobatidae. Gene Ontology annotation, biological process: carbohydrate biosynthetic process.